AUGGGCGCCUCGGAGUCGAAAUUAGCGUUCAAACAGUCCAUCUUCCAGCUCUCAAAGGACGAGGAGAUCCAUCCCGAAGAUACUUUAUGGUCACAGUUCUACACGCUGCCGGAAUCCGCCGACGACGUCUUCUCGCUCUGGUCACCAAACGAUUUACACAAUCUUACCCGCAAGAACAGUCGCGAUGCGCAAGUUGAGCCCAGAAAGAACUUGGAAACACUCGUAUACAGUUUGGUGGCACGAUUGGUGAAGCUACAGACCGAAUUUGAUCUCCAUGACGGCAACCCAGAGCAGAGGAACGUGGAGGUGGUGAAUUGCAUGCGGAUCAUCACCCGUCUGUUUCCCUUCAUCUACGAAGCGCAUCAUUUGCGAGAAUGGACGGCCCGUUUCUUUUGGCAGCCGCGUCGGCCAACAUACUUUUGGGACCACAAGCAUGACCGGCCUGGUCGUUUGUUCGAUGGGCUAGAACCAAGCAAGGGGUAUGCGAUUGACCAGUUGGAAGCCACGAUUGGGCCGCCUUUGGGCGAGGUGCUUGUGAAAUGUGUGGUCAACUACUGCUUCUUUCCUGGAUUUACCAUUCCAGCGCGAAUUGGAGAAGACGGACAGGCGGAAAAGGCAGUCAACGUGAGGGUGUGGCAGACGGGGAUCGGCAGCAGCAAGAGCUUGGGUUGUUCGAGAGAGAAUGAAAAGCAUCAGCAGGAGACUGUGAGACUGUUACUCACCAUAUCAAGUCUGGCGAUGUAUAUCCCACCGAGCGAUGUCGCUGCUUCAGACAUUCAGCCUCUCACGUACAUGACAACUCGACUGGAGAAACGGGUGGUGAAUGGACUGCUAUGCUCUCUGCUGAAUACUGUUCUCAAGUACAAUCCAAACUUGUGGUCAGCCCUUUCCAAUGUCAAUGGAGCCUUGGACCUUGCCACUGGUGCCAACGAAGCGAAGAAGAUUUUGGUCACAAACUCCCUUCAUUUAAUCCUCGUAUUGGCGAUUUAUGAUCCACCCACAGCGACGAAGAACCAGUUUCGUCAAUCUUUGAGCAGCCUGCAUCGACCAGAUGAUCUCCAGUUCAUUCAGACCGGGCUGAGCACUGUUCUUUCACAGCCAGUAUCUACGACGGGAAACUUCACGUACACGAUUGGGAAGGAUAGAGCCUUGCCUUGGGCUCCGGAAAUGAUAUCUCUUCUUUGGGAGCUCCUGCAAAGUAACAAGCGCUUCCGACGUUAUCUUAUCGAAACGGGAUGCGCGCUUGAUUAUGUUGUGCUUGUGCUGUACUACGCACUCGACGCAAAGGACGACGCUGCGAAGCAUGGAGUGUUGAGAAUGUGUGUGUUUGUGCUGCAGACACUCAGUGCAGAGGCGGUCUUCGCAGCCAAGCUGAACCAACCCUUCAAGCAUAUGGAAACGCUGCCUGUCUUGAUGAGAGUUCCACACUUCCAUGGCUCUUAUGCAGACUUUUUGGUCUGUUCGAUCCACACCAUCUCUCAGACCGUCCAGCGGCGUCCGGAGCUCGAGAGUGUGUACCCUGCGCUAGUGGCCAUCAUCAGGAAUGUUGUACCGUCGCAAAAGAAUCUGGCAAGGGCCACAAGCUCCAAGAUGAUGAGUCUCUUCGAGAUGCUCUCAAGUCCGGGUUUUCUACUUGCGAAUGAUAGCAAUAAUACCUUGCUGAUUGGGUUUUUGGAGGCGUGCAAUGAGAUUCUAGCCAACCAUUCAAAAGAUAAUCCUCGCUUUAUUGAAGUACUCGUCGCAAAUCGUUCUCGCUUCAAAGCGCUACGAGCUCUCACCGUCGAAGGUGCGACGGCCGAAAUGGAGCGCCAAGCACAGGAAAGAAAGGAUCAGGGUACCACAGACUCGCAAAGUGUCUCGCGAGCAGCGUCGUUGGAUGGUAAUCUGAGUCCUGUAUCCACAAGGUCUCCGUUAUUGGGUAUUGUUCCUGAGGAUGAACGCUUCGCAAUUGGCGACGAUGAUGACGAGGAUGAUAUUGGCGACAUGGCACGCCCAACCUCACUCAGCGAAAAAGCCAAAGGAAAGCAACCCGAGUCAAACUCGAGAGGUUCGAGCGUCUCCAAGGCCACGUCCACAAGCAGCUUGCAACCUUUGAUCAUACCAAAACGGGAUGGUCUAGGUGCUGGCUUCCAGCCCAGUCAAGCCUGGCUCGAAAGCUGGUAUUCACGGCUACCGUUGGGCCCCAUUUUUGAGAUAAUAAUAGACAAGGCCGAAGCCAAGGCACCGCAGAAGAAUUGUUCUAGCAGGUCGACAGAAUCCAGCCGAACGAGCACAGAUGAAGCGAGAAUCACCAAGCGAGAUGUCAUGGAAGAUAACGGUGGCGUCGCUGAAGACCCAAUUUUGAAAUCCCCUCUAGCGACGAAUUUCCAAUGGACAUCCGUAGCCAUCGGCUGGUAUACCGCUCUAUUAUGGAGUAGAAUCUACCUCCAAGAAGCAGAAGCUUUCCAGGGUUCCGGAGGACUGUACAGUAGUACGAAUGUCGUCCUCUUUCGCCGUUCGGCUGGCAGUUAUCAGGAGAUUAGUCUGAGAAGUCCAAAGGGGGCUAUUGAUGCUGUGGGGCAGUCUCUUGCGCAGAGGAUUAGUAGUUUUUCACUCUCGGGGGCGGAGGGGGAUGGGAAGGUUUCUACUUCUUCUCCUGCUGCUUGA
Molecule: messenger RNA, 2646 nt
Organism: Ramularia collo-cygni
Lineage: Eukaryota; Fungi; Ascomycota; Dothideomycetes; Mycosphaerellales; Mycosphaerellaceae
Product: related to proteins containing regions of low-complexity
Exons: 4
Coding region: 1-2646 (881 amino acids)
Cellular component (GO): membrane; Golgi medial cisterna; Golgi trans cisterna
Source: RefSeq, a predicted model, not a curated record